AUGAGGAACGAGAAAAGCUCUGUUCUGACGGAAGAAUUGAAUGCUGCCGAGAAGCGAGUAGAUCUGAUCAAAGAGAGCUGUUACGCCUGCGGUAAGAAGCUGUCGUCAUGCAUGCAGAGACUCACCCAAGACAGCUCGGAUCGCAGGAAUUCGAAAAAAUUAGUGCCUGAAUCAGCUCUUGCGCAGUGCAUGGAAGAAUGGGGAUUGUCUUUAGGUGAAAAUUCGAUUUUAGGAAUGACAUUAGUCGAUUUCGCACGAAUCCAAGACACUUUGGCAACUGAUUUAUUAAAUUAUAAAGUCCAAGUUGAAGAAUCCGUUGUUGAACCCCUCCAAAAUAUUUUGAACAUUGACAUAUCAAAAAUUAUUAAGUCUCGGAAACAACUCACAAAGCUCAGCUCUGAUAUGGAUUCUGCCAAAACUAGGUACCAAAGUUCCAUGAGAAGUAGUCAACAAAUCUCUGGCAAUGGGCAAACAAAUGCAGCAGCCAAAGUUCAGCUUCUGAGAGAAGAAUCUGAAGAUUUAUCAAGCAAAGUUGAACAAUGCCGGGAUUCUUUGACUGCAGAAAUGUUUCAUCUCAUAAGCAGGGAACCUGAGAUGUCCGAAAUUAUAGUGAGAUUAUGUGAGCUUCAACUAGAAUAUCACCGAAAAGCAUUUUAUGUUCUUGAAUCCGUUCUUCCAGAAUUGAAAUCUCAAAUCAGUGAUUGUCCCUAUCGCCCAGUUUUUGGUGUUCCUAUUGAAGAACAUUUAAAAAUGACCAAAAGAGAAAUAGCAACUGUGAUUGAAACUUGUGUUUGCUGGCUUCUUGAAUCUGCGAUGGAAGAAGAGGGCCUAUUUAGGAUAGGUGGAAGUAUGUUGAAAAUAAAGAAAAUGAAGAGUGCUUUUGAUGCUGGGUUACAAAAUUUAAUUGAAGAAGAUAAAGAUCCUCAUAAUGUAGCUGGUGUCCUAAAGCUGUAUUUGAGAUCUUUACCAGAGCCUUUGCUGACCUAUCAAUUUUAUGAUCAGUUUAUGGAAGCAGCUAUGGAGCAAGAUCAUGACGUGAGAUUACGAGCUUUGUGGAGUGUUGUAAAUUCUCUGCCUGAAACACAUUUCAAAAAUCUUAGGUACCUUAUAAAGUUUUUUGCAAGAUUAUGCCAAAAUAGUGAUGUAAAUAAAAUGUCCGUACAAAAUAUUGCUAUUGUAAUGGGACCCAAUUUAAUAUGGCCUCAAAUUGAUGAAUGUGCUUUAGGAAUGAAUAUGACUGCAACUAAUCUACAUAGCCAAAUUGUUGAUUCUCUAAUUACAUAUUCUGAUUGGUUUUUCCCUGGAGAAUGUGAGUUUUACAUCAGCACUCCUACUUCACCAAGACACAUCGAUGGAUUCCCCCCUACGUCCCUAUCUGGCUCUCAGCUCAGCCUUACAACUGCUAAGUUAUCAAAUGGUGAUUCAGCAGUUGAUUCUAUGUCUAGUAGUCCUACAAAUAGCAGUCCGAAAUCUCCGAGUCCUAGAAUUCCUAUCAGGCCCAGGAAGAAACCAGCUCCUAAAGCCCCCUCCACUCAAUCUCUGAAGAAUCCCAUUACAAGGUCCCUCUCUUGUGGAGGGUUUCAAGCUAAUGUCCUGCCAAGAGCGAGUAUUGUCCACAGUAACAGGCUGUCUCAGCUCAGCCUUUCCCAUGAAGAUCUCUUGAAUGCCAAGUACAAUCUAACAAAUCAUUCACAGAAAAAUGGGAAAGCAAUGAAUGGAAUAAAUAGUUUCACUGUUGUGAAUAAUCGUCCAAAACCGCGGCCAAAACCUCCUAGGAACUCUAAAAACGGAUUGCCUCCUGUGGCUGAAAAGGUGUCCAAGACAAUUGAGAGACCAACUGUUCCACCUCCUGAAAGACCUGAUUCGUACAUAAAAUCCGGGUCGGCGAGCACUGAUGAAGCAUGUGGAGAUUCAGACAAAAUACUUGAACUUGAUGAUAUCAGUAUUUCAUUGACUAGCUCUGGCAGUGAAACAUAUAAUGACUGUCAAAUGUCAUUUGCUGAUGAUUCAGAUUGUGAUGAGAAAUAUUCCAGGCAGAUGUCUGAGGACAACAGAUAUUCAAUCGAUCAAAAUGUUAUCAAAGAGGAAAAAAUUGAAAGAUACGAACAUACUAAAUACAAUAGUUCAGCUCAUGAAAUGGUCACCAACAACGAAACUCUAAGUUCUUUGGAAUCGGAAUUUGAUGAAGCAUUUCCGUGUGUCAUUAACCGAAAUUCAUCUGCUGAUGCAUCAGAAACUACCAACAAUGGCGUUUGUACACCGUCUCCAGAUUUAAAUGAUGUUGAAAAUGAUUGUCAUUUUGUUGGUGGAACUCCAACAUGGUUUGAACAUUAUGGGGACGAUAAACGGCAAUCUACUCUGUGGUUUUCUAGCAACGAUGUUUCCACCUGUUUUGAAGAAACUUCUUCAAUUAAGGAUAACAAUUUGGAGUUCAAAGGAAAGUCUAGUCAAAAUGAUGAAUAUCGUACCGUAAUAGAAGUUGGAAAUAACAACAAACAUUCUUCGAAUAGCAAUUAUCAGGAAACUAUUUCAGGUACAGCUAUUAAAUUGAGAGUAAAUAGUGAAAGUCAGAAUACAAGACUGUAAUCCAUGUUGGAACUGUUGUUUGAUUCAGCGCUUUGAGAUUGAUGUGAAUGUUAUCUUGGUUUUGUUUGCUGAAUUGAAUAUUAUGUGAUAACUAGUCCUCAAAUAUUUUAAUCCAUUAAAGCUAAUUUAAAAGUGCUGAUUUAUGUAGCUUAAAAUUUUAUUUUAUUUUUGAUACACUAUUUAAUAGUUACUAAAAUAUAGAUCUCGGUGAUUUCUACAUUCCAAAAUUUGGUUUUCACUAUUUAAAAAAAAAAAUCACAAACCUUUAAAAAAACACUUCUAAAAGAUGUUCCCGUUUUAAUAAAGAAAAAAACCCUGAAAAUAAAAUUCUUGUGUAUAUUUGUGUUUUGAUGUGAGAAAUAAAUUUUAAAAUGGCAGUCAUAACUAGUCAGCUUUAUACGUGCCUCUUUAUUCAAAGUGAUUUAAAGAGAAAAUAAAUUUACUUUGAAGGGCUUCAAUCUAGAAAAGUAUCAGCAUUUCGUGAUUCCGGGGUAAACGCUCUGUAUUCCUUUUUGUAAAUAAAAUGAAUGUUAAUAAAAUUUAUAUUUGAAGUUUA
Messenger RNA from Uloborus diversus, 3142 nucleotides. RefSeq names its product rho GTPase-activating protein 44-like. Gene Ontology annotation, cellular component: cytoplasm; intracellular anatomical structure. Gene Ontology annotation, molecular function: protein binding; GTPase activator activity. Lineage: Eukaryota; Metazoa; Arthropoda; Arachnida; Araneae; Uloboridae. Gene Ontology annotation, biological process: positive regulation of GTPase activity; signal transduction; regulation of actin cytoskeleton organization. The transcript has 17 exons. The coding region runs from base 1 to 2586 and encodes 861 amino acids. The record is from RefSeq and is a predicted model, not a curated record.